AUGAAGGAUUCGGAGAUUAAAGUCUUCAUCCUCUCAACACGAGCUGGUGGUUUGGGUCUCAAUUUACAGACUGCAGAUGCGGUUGUCAUCUUCGAUAGAAUUCCCCACGCUGAUCUUCAGGCUCAAGAUCGUGCUCACCAUAUCGGCCAGGCCAAGGCUGUCCGAAUCCUCCGUUUCAUCACAGAGAAGAGUGUCGAAGAAGCCAUGUAUGCUCGUGCGCGAUACAAGCUCGAUAUCGACGACAAGGAAGAGCAGGAAGAAUUCUUGGUGGCGUCCAUCCUCGAAGCAGGCCAAGAGGAAGAGAACGAAGAAGCUGCUGACAUGAACUCAACGAGAUAUCGUCAAGAAAUGACUGAGGAGGUUGAGGUUUUCCGCUUGAUGGAUCUUCAGCGAGAACGGGAUGCGUUGGACGCACGGCGUGCGGUCGGCAACAGAGGGAAACCGCCAUUGCCCCUCAUGCAGCUUGAAGAGCUGCCUGAGUACUAUCAGACGGAUGAACCGUCCGAGCCAAAGGAGAUUGGUGAUGCUAUCGAGGGUCGUGGUCACCGUCAUCGCAGUGUCGUCAAUUAUAACGACAGUCUCAGUGAUGAGCAGUGGACGAUGGCUGUGGAGGAUGGCGAGGAUCUGCAGGAACUCGUUGAUCGUGCCCGUGGCAAGAAAGAACGACGGGCUACCAACAAGCUUCUCAAGGAAACCGAUACACCUGGUCGUAAUACUCCAGCGUCAGACGUGGGUGUUGGGCGCAAGGGGAAGAAGGGCAAGGGCAAGAUGACUACCAACGACUACGACACACCUGGUGUGGCUGGCAAGCGGAAACGUGGGAUGAAGUCGAUGACGACGACGAAGAGCGUGACACUGAAACGACGGAAAACGAAGGCGGGUGACAUGUCGCCUGCAAUAAGGGAUAAGAUGAAGAAGGCUUUCAACGAGGUUCUCAGAGCGGUUCUUGCUUGUGAAGACAAAGAUGGCCGGAAACGCUGCGAACUUUUCCGGGAGCUCCCCGACAGGAGAGAUUACUCCGAUUAUUAUCAGUUAAUCACGCAUCCGAUCGCCUUGUCCCUACUUCGAAAGCGGAGUAACACUGGACAUUACAAGAGUAUCACGCACUACAAAGAGGACUGGAAGCUCACGUAUAACCAAGAGGGCUCGUGGGUAUACAUAGAUGCUGAGGAGAUGGAAAAAGUGUUCCACGACACGCUGGAGAGAGUCACUGCGGGGACGGGACUACCUGGUGCCUCACCAGCUCUAGGUGGACCGUCAAGCUCUGCAGCAUAUGACUCGGCGCUUACGCCUAUGGACGAGGAUGAGCGGCCGCAGCGGGGCAGGCUCGGAGUGCUGGUCGCAAACAGGUGA
Molecule: messenger RNA, 1353 nt
Organism: Suillus subalutaceus
Lineage: Eukaryota; Fungi; Basidiomycota; Agaricomycetes; Boletales; Suillaceae
Exons: 8
Coding region: 1-1353 (450 amino acids)
Biological process (GO): positive regulation of transcription by RNA polymerase II
Cellular component (GO): nucleus
Molecular function (GO): DNA binding; ATP-dependent activity, acting on DNA; histone binding
Source: RefSeq, a predicted model, not a curated record